Molecule: messenger RNA, 916 nt
Organism: Musca domestica (house fly)
Lineage: Eukaryota; Metazoa; Arthropoda; Insecta; Diptera; Muscidae
Product: farnesol dehydrogenase
Exons: 2
Coding region: 87-839 (250 amino acids)
Source: RefSeq, a predicted model, not a curated record
UUUAUAAUACACUCCCCCAAAAAGCAAGCCGGCAGUACCAAUCAAAUCACUAUUUAGAGUAUUUACAGAGACCCAAAAAAAAAACUAUGCAACGUUGGCAAAAUAAAGUGGCUGUGGUUACCGGUGCCAGUUCGGGUAUAGGAGCAGCCUUAUGUAAAACCCUUGUCGAUAAUGGCAUGAUAGUGGUGGGCCUGGCUCGACGCCUGGUCAAAAUGAAUACCACCGUGACAAAUACUUUGGCUGAGGAUAAAAAACAAAAUUUCACUGCCUUCAAAUGUGACAUAGCCGAUGAACAAAGUGUCAAAGAUGCCUUCACAUGGAUUGAAGACAAAUUUGGUGGUGUCGAUGUUCUAAUCAAUAACGCCGGGGUGGUUAAAAAUACAACACUUUUGGCUGAAGGCAACUCGGAAGAUUUAUUGGCCACCAUGCACACAAAUGUUAUGGGAGUGGUGUGGUGUACCCGUGAAGCUUUUCGUUCAAUGCGUCAACGGAAUGGUGGUAUGGGUCAUGUGAUUAUCGUCAAUAGUGUGGCUGGCCACAGUGUACCCAAUUUUCCGGGUAUGAACUUCAAUAUUUAUCCCUCAUCAAAACAUGCUGUUACAGCCAUGACAGAGGUUUUGCGCCAGGAAUUUGCCAAUGAAAAAACAAAAAUUAAAAUAACUAGUCUUAGUCCCGGAGCUGUACACACGGAAAUCAAUCAAUCAAGUGAAGAAAUACCUCCUGAAUUUCCCAUCCUACAACCUGAAGAUAUUGCCAAUGCAGCACUGUUUUGUUUGCAAACACCACCACAUGUUCAAAUUCAUGAAUUGACCAUAAAACCAGUGGGUGAAAUGAUGUGAAUUAAAAUGUCGUACUCUCGAUUUUAGAACGAAACAAUAAAAAACAAGUUAAUCAGCUUCAAAUGGUUUUGCCGACA